Molecule: messenger RNA, 4680 nt
Organism: Dujonia railenensis
Lineage: Eukaryota; Fungi; Ascomycota; Pichiomycetes; Serinales; Debaryomycetaceae
Source: the annotation of a GenBank genome assembly
AUGCAAGAAUCUAUAAUGGAAGCGUCGCAAUUGAAUGCGAACCACUGGAGCUUCCUUGGAGUGUUCUUUCCGGAUUUAGUUGCUGAGCAUGGAAUCGGAGCUUCCCUUGCGAUGACAGAGAAGCUUCAUAAGGGCGGUAGCACUAAUUCGACCAAAGGACAUCAGGUCAAUUUCGGAUCUCUUAUAUCUUGUAGCUCUAAGGAAGGAUGGGGCCCUAUUUCGAACAGAUACAGUGACUUUACGCCAUGCUUCUUGACUAGCUUGUUUCUUGCCUCAUCGUUGUUUAUGAUUAUCUUCGGUUCAUUACAAAUUCGUUCCUUACGAAACAAGAAAGCCACCAUUAGUAAUAAAAUCACCUGGGCUUUUUACUUGAAAUUGAUUUUGAUCGUUUUCCAGCUCAUCUUUGCCUUGGCCCUGUUUAAGUCGGAAGCCAUUGUCACCGGUUGGGACAUCACUGGGUUGGCUUGGAUUGCCCAAGUCGCUGCUAUUGUCGUUGCCUUUGGUUUACACUAUGUCGAGCAAUUUAUGUCUGUUAUCCCCAACGGAGUCUUGUUAUUCUUUUGGUUAUUCCAGGGUAUCUUAGGCGUCAUCAAAAUUGCCAAUUUAAGUGUCAGAAGCGAACUGAAGCUCGACGUCUUUGUUGUAUUUUUGCUUGUUAAUGCCACUUUGAUUUUAUCAAUCGAGUUAUACAUCCCCCAACAACCAAGAAACUUAGUUGCUCAGGCUGCUAUCAAGAGAAUUUCUCCCUAUGAUGUUGCAAAUAUCUUCUCCAAGAUUACUUUCAACUGGAUGGCCCCAUUGAUGAGAAAGGGUUACGAACAUUUCUUAACUGAGUAUGACCUCCCAGUCUUACCUCAUGAAUUAAAGCUGAAGGUUGUAACAGAGCAGUUUUCCAAGAAUUGGGACUCUCAAGGCCAAAACCCAUCUUUAGUCUCUGCUAUUGCUAAGACUAUUGGGGGCCAAUUCUUGAUGAGUGGUUUCUUCAAAUUUGUUCAAGAUUCGUUAUCCUUUGUUCAACCUCAGUUACUUAGAUUGUUGAUUAUUUUCGUAAAGGACUAUUCAGAGCUGAUCGAAGAUGGUGGUGAGCCUCUCCCAUUAACUAAAGGUUUUAUGAUUGCUUUUGCCAUGUUCGUUGUUUCAGUCUCACAAACCGCAGCUUUACAUCAAUAUUUCCAAAGAGCAUUUGACGUUGGUAUGCAAAUAAAAUCUGCCUUAAUUAGUAGAAUUUACAAAAAAUCUUUAAUUCUUUCAAAUGAAGCCAAACAGCAAUCGAAUACUGGUGACAUUGUCAAUCUUAUGUCUGUGGACACACAAAGAUUGCAAGAUUUAUUCCAAAACUUGCAAAUGGUUUGGUCUGGACCUUUGCAAAUUAUCUUAUGUUUGAUUUCGCUUCAUGGUGUUUUAGGUCCAUCUAUGUGGGCUGGUGUAGUAAUCAUGAUUAUUAUGGUUCCAUUGAACACAGCAAUUGCCAAAUAUCAAAAGAAAUUACAAAAGGCUCAAAUGGGCUACAAAGACGAAAGAUCAAGAUUAACAAGUGAAAUCUUAAAUAAUAUUAAAUCGUUGAAGCUUUACGGUUGGGAAAAACCAUACUUAUCUAAAUUGUAUCACGUCAGAAAUGACAAGGAAUUGAAAAAUUUAAGAAGAAUGGGGAUUUUCCUGGCUGUUAGUACUUUCCUGUGGACUUUCGCUCCUUUCUUAGUCAGUUGUUCUACCUUUGCAGUUUUUGUAAUUUUCGAAAAGGAUAGGACUUUGUCUACUGAUAUUGUGUUCACAAGUUUGAGUUUGUUCAACUUGCUUUCAUUUCCAUUAGCUGUGUUCCCAAUGACAAUUACCAACAUUGUUGAAGCCCAAGUUGCCAUUUCAAGAUUGACAAAGUUUUUGACUGCCACCGAGUUACAAAAAGAUGCUGUUCAGUACUCAAAUUCCACUUCCGGAGGUAAUGUUUCUAUCAAGAAUGGAACUUUUCUCUGGACCAAAUCAAACAAUAGUGAAAAUUAUAAGGUUGCUCUUUCUCAAAUUAACCUUGAUGUAUCCAAGGGUGAUUUAGAUUGUAUAGUUGGUAAAGUUGGUUCUGGUAAAUCUUCCAUUAUUCAAGCCAUUUUGGGUGACUUAUACCGUUUGGAAGGUGAGGUAAAGGUAAACGGUAACAUUGCAUACGUUUCUCAAGUUCCAUGGAUCAUGAACGCUACCGUAAGAGAAAAUAUUCUCUUCGGUCAUAAAUAUGACCCUGAAUUUUAUGCUACAGUUCUUGAAGCAUGUGCCCUCGCUGUUGAUUUGAAGAUUUUACCAAAAGGAGACAAAACUGAAGUUGGUGAGAAGGGUAUUUCUCUUUCUGGUGGUCAAAAAGCGAGAUUAUCCUUAGCAAGAGCUGUCUACGCCAGAGCUGACAUCUAUUUAUUGGAUGAUCCAUUAUCUGCUGUAGAUGAACAUGUUGGAAAGCACUUAAUUAACAAUGUUUUGGGCCCUGAAGGUUUGUUGAACACCAAGUGUAAAAUUUUGGCUACAAACAACAUUGGUGUCUUAAGUAUUGCUACUAAUAUCCAUAUGAUCAGCGAUGGUAGAAUCAUUGAACAGAGUACUUAUGAAGAAAUCAUGAAGAAACAAACAAAAUCUGCUUUAAGAUCAUUAAUUGAAGAAUAUGGUAGAAAGUCUGCAACAAAGGCUACCAAAGAGGAAAAAAUCUCUGAAGAAAAUGUACUUGAAGAACAAGUUGAUGACGAAAUUGAAACUUUUGGUGGUGAAGGUGUCGGAAAAACUGGUGUGUCCACUGGUUCAGACAACAGAUCCUUAAGGCGUGCAUCUCUCGCACCUUUAGAUGAUGAUGACAUUAUUGAAGAAGAAAUUGAAGAUGCUGACGCUUUGUUGCGUAAGGAACACAUCGAACAAGGGAAGGUUAAAUGGGAAGUAUAUCUCGAAUAUGCCAAGGCAUGUAACCCUUACUCAGUUCUCCUUUACGCAGUAUUCACUGUUUUCUGUAUGUUCUCUAAUGUUUUUUCUUCGAUUUGGCUUAAACAUUGGUCUGAAGUGAAUUCAGAACAUGGAUAUAACCCUCAAAUUUUCUUCUAUUUGGGAAUUUACUUUGGAAUUGGUUUAUUGUCAUCAGGAUUGAGUUUGGCUCAAAAUUGUAUCAUGUGGAUUUUCUGUACUAUUCAUGGAUCAACUAUUUUGCAUAAUAACAUGGCAAUCAGUGUUUUAAGAGCCCCAAUGUCAUUUUUCGAAACGACUCCAAUUGGCCGUAUUUUAAACAGAUUUUCAAAUGAUGUUUAUAAAGUUGAUGAAAUCUUGGGUAGAGUGUUUGGUAUGUUUUUCUCAAACUCUGUUAGAGUUCUUUUCACACUUUCUGUUAUCUUAUUCUCAACAUGGCAAUUUGCUUUUAUGUUACUCCCAAUUGGUGUUUUGUACGUCUACUAUCAGCAAUAUUACUUGAAAACAUCCAGAGAAUUGAGAAGAUUGGAUAGUGUAUCAAGAUCUCCAAUAUUUGCCAAUUUCCAAGAAUCCUUGAAUGGUGUUUCUAUUAUUCGUGCUUAUGGUCAACAAGACAGAUUUGCAUACCUUAAUGAAAAUAGAAUUGAUAGGAAUUUAAGUGCUUAUCAUCCAUCAGUAAAUGCUAAUCGUUGGUUAGCUGUGAGAUUAGAGUUCUUAGGUUCCCUUAUAAUCUUAGGAUCAGCAGGUUUAUCUAUUUUAACUUUGAAGAAUGGACAUCUUACUGCAGGUCUUGUUGGGUUAUCAGUGUCUUAUGCAUUACAAAUUACUCAAGCCUUGAAUUGGAUUGUUAGAAUGACAGUUGAAGUGGAGACUAAUAUUGUGUCUGUUGAAAGAAUUUUAGAAUACUCGAGAUUGACACCAGAAGCCCCAGAAAUUAUCCCUGAUAACAGACCAGAAGGGAACUGGCCAGCAAACGGUGAAGUCGUUUUCAAGAACUACCUGACCAAAUAUAGACCAGAGUUAGAUCUUGUCUUGAAAAAUAUUAACAUUUCUAUUAAUGCCAGAGAAAAGAUUGGUAUCGUUGGUAGAACUGGUGCAGGAAAGUCAUCGCUUACUUUAGCCCUUUUCCGUAUCAUCGAAAGUUUCGAGGGUCAUAUAGAUAUCGAUUCUAUCAAUACCUCUCAAAUUGGUUUGGCUGAUUUAAGACAUAAGCUAUCUAUCAUUCCACAAGAUUCUCAAGUUUUUGAAGGAUCUAUCAGAAGUAACUUGGAUCCUACUAACUCAUCUACCGAUGAGCAAAUUUGGAAUGCAUUAGAACUCUCUCACUUGAAGGAUCACGUAUUGAAAAUGUUCCAAGAAACUGACAAGGAAGAGGGGAAGGAAGAAAUAGCUUCCGGUCUUGAUGUAAGGUUGAGUGAAGGUGGUUCAAAUCUUUCUGUUGGACAACGUCAAUUAAUGUGUUUGGCAAGAGCAUUACUUAUUCCAUCUCACAUUCUUGUAUUGGAUGAAGCGACCGCUGCAGUUGAUGUCGAAACUGAUAAAGUUUUACAAGAAACAAUCAGAACAGAAUUCAAGGACAGAACCAUCUUGACUAUUGCACAUAGAUUAAACACAAUUAUGGACAGUGACAGAAUUAUUGUAUUAGAGCAUGGUGAAAUUGCUGAAUUCGAUACUCCAAAGAAUUUACUCAAAAAGUCAGAUUCUUUGUUUUACGGUUUGUGCAAAGAAGGAGGUGUAGAUAUAGAUAACCUUUAG